This is a messenger RNA of Trichechus manatus latirostris (Florida manatee), 5497 nucleotides long. RefSeq names its product PDZ domain containing 8 (gene PDZD8). NCBI's taxonomy places the organism in Eukaryota, Metazoa, Chordata, Mammalia, Sirenia, Trichechidae. Gene Ontology annotation, molecular function: lipid binding; protein binding. The record is from RefSeq and is a predicted model, not a curated record. Gene Ontology annotation, cellular component: mitochondria-associated endoplasmic reticulum membrane contact site. Gene Ontology annotation, biological process: mitochondrial calcium ion homeostasis.
UCCCGUCCCCGCUGCCGCCGCCGCCGCCACACCACCAGCACCAGCACAUCAGCAGCCUCCGGGAGCGCCUGAAGAGGCGCGGGCCGCCGCAGGCUGAGGCGCAGCACCGCGCCGGCCGGAGCAGCCGGACGAGGCCCAGGGAGCCGCUCUCCCCGACCCCGCCGCCCGAUGUCCUCAAGAUGGAGGCAGCGGGGGCGGCGGCGUGAAGAAAGCGGCGCUGUCAGCGCGGGAGCAGGGGCCCAGGCGGCCCGGGCGGAGGCGGUGGCGGGAUGGGGCUGCUGCUCAUGAUCCUGGCGUCGGCCGUGCUGGGCUCCUUCCUCACGCUCCUCACCCAGUUCCUGCUGCUUUACCGCAAACACCCGGAGCUGCCGCCGGACGAGGCCGCCCGCGCGGGCGAUGGCUUCCGCUACAUCAAGCCAGUGCCAGGCCUGCCCCUGAGGGAGUACCUUUAUGGCGGCGGCGGGGCUGAGGAGCCCUCCGGCGGGCCCCCCGAGAGCGGCGCGGCCCCGGCCCCCGAGACCCCCGCGCCGCCGACACGGGAGACCUGCUACUUCCUCAACGCCACCAUCCUGUUCCUGUUCCGGGAGCUGCGGGACACGGCGCUGGCCCGCCGCUGGGUCACCAAGAAAAUCAAGGUGGAGUUCGAGGAGCUGCUGCAGACGAAGACCGCUGGGCGCCUGCUGGAGGGUCUGAGCCUGCGGGACGUGUUCCUGGGCGAGACGGUGCCGUUCAUCAAGACCAUCCGGCUCCUGCGGCCCGUCGUGCCCUCGGCCAGCGGGGAGCCAGAUGGCCCCGACGGGGAGGCGCUACCCGCCGCCUCGCCCGAGGAGCUGGCCUUCGAGGCGGAGGUGGAGUACCACGGGGGCUUCCACCUGGCCAUCGACGUGGACCUGGUCUUCGGCAAGUCCGCCUACCUGUUCGUCAAGCUGUCCCGCGUGGUGGGGCGGCUGCGCUUCGUCCUCACUCGCGUGCCCUUCACCCACUGGUUCUUCUCCUUCGUGGAGGACCCGCUGAUCGACUUCGAGGUACGCUCCCAGUUCGAAGGGCGGCCCAUGCCGCAGCUCACCUCCAUCAUCGUCAACCAGCUCAAGAAGAUCAUCAAGCGCAAGCACACCCUCCCGAGUUAUAAGAUCAGGUUUAAGCCGUUUUUUCCAUUCCAAACCUUGCAAGGAUUCGAAGAAGAUGAAGACGAGCAUAUCCAUAUACAACAAUGGGCACUUACUGAAGGCCGCCUUAAAGUUACAUUGUUAGAAUGUAGCAGGUUACUCAUUUUUGGAUCUUAUGACAGAGAAGCAAAUAUUCACUGCACACUUGAGUUAAGCAGUGGUGUUUGGGAAGAAAAACAAAGAAGUUCCAUUAAGACGGUUGAAUUAGUAAAGGGGAAUUUACAAAGUGUUGGACUUACACUUCGUCUUGUCCAGUCAACUGACGGGUAUGCUGGGCACGUCAUAAUUGAAACUGUGGCCCCAAACUCACCUGCUGCAAUUGCAGAUCUUCAGCGGGGAGAUAGACUGAUCGCUAUUGGAGGUGUGAAGAUCACAUCCACACUCCAAGUGCUGAAGCUUAUCAAGCAGGCUGGUGACCGAGUCCUGGUGUAUUAUGAAAGGCCUGUUGGCCAGAGUAAUCAAGGUGCAGUGCUGCAAGAUAAUUUUGGACAGUUGGAGGAAAACUUUCUCUCAAGUUCAUGCCAACCAAAUUAUGAAGAGGAAGCCGCUGGGUUGGCAGUGGAUGCUGAAAAUAGAGACCUAGAUUCUGAAUUUGAAGAGCUGGCAAGUGAUGUCAGAGCACCAAAUGAGUUCAAAGAUGACGCACAGUCACUGAGUCACAGUCCUAAACGUACUCCAGCAGCACUUCCUGGGAAACCCCUUGGGACUCUAUCACCAGUUUUAAACCGUAAAUUAGUUGUAGGAAGUCACCCACCACUACCAAAACUUCCAUCCAAAGAAGGAAAUAAACCCAUAGCCCUAAAAACUUCUGAGACAACAGAUCCAGCACAGGUGUCAAAGCCCACCCAAGGAUCUACUUUCAAACCCCCUGUGCCACCACGACCCCAAGUGAAACUUCCUUUGCCUUCUGUUGAUGCCCCAAAUCAGGUAGAACCAGAUGCUCUUGUUGAAAAGCCAGAGAAGGUGCUGCCUUCUCUUCCUGCAGAUAAAGUGGCUGAGAAGCAAGCAAAAAAUGUGGAUCACAUAGAAGAUGCAAGUGCAUCUAAGCAGUCUUUAGUAAAGCAAGAAGUGGCUAAAGAUUUUACUUCAGAAAGUCCCUGCCCUACUAAGGACAAUUCAGAUGACCCUCAAACGUGGGAAUCAUCAGAAAUUCCUUAUCGUAAUAAGCUAGGAAAAUGGACGAGAACCAGAGCAACCUGUGUCUUUGACAUAGAAGCCUGCCACAGGUACUUAAAUGUUGCACUGUGGUGCAGGGAUCCUUUCAAGUUGGGGGGCCUCAUCUGUUUGGGGCAUGUUAGUUUAAAACUUGAAGAGGUGGCUUUGGGAUGCUUAGCUACUUCAAACAUGGAAUACCUUUCAAAAUUCAGACUGGAAGCCCCGUCCCCUAAGGCAGUGGUCACUAGAACCGCCCUUCGCAAUCUGAGUAUACAGAAGGGAUUCAAUGACAAAUUUUGCUUUGGUGACAUUACUAUUCACUUCAAAUAUUUGAAAGAAGGAGAACCAGACCACCAUAUAGCUACUAACUUAGAGAAAGACAAAGAACUUCAUUUGGUGGAAGAGGUUUCUGUCCUACCUAAAGAGGAGCAUUUUGUUGGACAGGUGGGUUUAACAGAAAAUAAACAUAGUUUCCAGGAUACUCAGUUCCAGAACCCAACUUGGUGUGAUUACUGCAAGAAAAAAGUUUGGACUAAGGCUGCUUCCCAGUGUAUGUUUUGUGCUUAUGUUUGCCAUAAAAAAUGUCAGGAAAAGUGUCUAGCCGAGACUCCUCUUUGUGGAGCAGCUGAUAAGCGAAUGGACCGAACCCUGAAAAACCUCCGGCUGGAAGGACAGGAAACCCUCUUAGGCUUGCCUCCUCGAGUUGAUGCCGACGCUAGCAAGUCAGUCAAUAAAACAACAGGUUUGACAAGGCACAUUAUCAACACUAGCUCUCGUUUGUUAAAUUUGCGUCAAGUCUCUAAAACUCGCCUUGUUGAACCAGGAACUGACCUAGUAGAACCUUCACCAAAACACACACCCAACACGUCAGACAAUGAAGGCAGUGACACAGAGGUGUGUGGUCCAAACAGUCCUUCUAAACGGGGAAACAACACAGGAACAAAGUUAGUAAGAAAGAAGGGUGGUGUGGAUGACAGUGUCUUCAUUGCAGUUAAAGAAAUUGGUCGUGAUCUGUGUAGGGGCUUGCCUACUGAGGAAAGAAUCCAGAAAUUAGAGUUUAUGUUGGAUAAACUACAAAAUGAAAUUGAUCAGGAGUUGGAACAUAAUAAUUCCCUUGUUAGAGAAGAGAAAGAGACAAAUGAUACAAGGAAAAAAUCACUUCUUUCUGCUGCUUUGGCUAAAUCAGGUGAAAGACUGCAAGCUCUAACACUUCUUAGGAUCCACUACAGAGCAGGCAUUGACAAUAUCGAAUCUCUAGAAUCUUUGUCUUUAGACCAGCACUCUAAAAAAGUAAUCAAGUACACAGAUGAUACAGAAGAAGACCUUGACAAUGAAAUAACCCAACUAAUAGACUCUCAGCCAUUCAGCAGCAUGUCAGACGACUUGUUUGGCCCAUCUGAAUCUGUGUAACAGGCAGUUUGUUUAAGCUUUGAAGUGAUUGGGGAAAAGUUGAAUCUAAAAUACCACAGAUACAACCACGUUUAAACUCUCUUCUGAUGUACUUUGACCUGCUUCUCCAGUUAUUUGCUUGUGUAAGAAUAAGAAUGAAAGAGGUUUUCUGGCAAAAACAUGACCAGCUCACUAAACUGAUUGUUUCAGAAUGCAUUUAUAGCUAUGCUUUUUGGGUUUCUACUGGGAAUUUAUUUUUACUAAUUUAUUUUUAACUUUUUUCUAACUAUGUAAGCUAACAUUUCAUGUUUAUGUAUGUGUGGUGUCUCAUUGUGUUAUUUUCUUUCCUCUUAGUUUUUGAAUUAGUGUUAACUAGGAUACAGGCAUUCCCCGGCUUAAAAACAUCCAGUUUACAUGCAACCCGUGGUUAUGAACCAACCCUGUAAAGCCCAUUAUAUUAAAAAUUCGAGGUACCUACAAUGGUUCAUAAUAACAAAUGGGUGCUACUUUGCAACGCACAUCAAAACAUUAUUAUUAUUACUGUGUUACAAUGUUAAAGAUAUUUUAGUGUAUCCAGAAGUGUUUCUUUAAUGUUUUUUAUGCAUAGAAAGGUACACUAUAUACGAUAUACUAAGACAAACAUUUGACUAAGUGACGUUAGAUACGAAGGGUACCUAACUGUUCCCACUUACAUACAAAUUCGACUUAGAGACAGACUUAGGAAAGGAAAUCGUUCGUAAUCCGGGAACUGCCUGUACUGUCCAGAUUCUUGAAAUAGUUUCACUUCCAUCACAGUUCUAACUACAGAUUUGCUGCAUGCCCAGAUUGACAACAGCAAUCACUGAGCGAACAGGUGUUGAAUUUUUCUUUUGUGUUGUUACAAAGUUUGUCAUCCUUACUUCCUUGGGACUUUUGUUACUUUGGGUUUUUUGGGUGCUUUUUGUUUUGUUUUUGCCAAAUGUAAUAUGAAAGCAGAUAUUGCAGCUUUAGUCUGUUAUGCUGAUUUAGUAAAAAAAAAUAUUUUGCAUAUGUUGCUUGCUUUCUAUGCUUCUGUGGAAUUUUUUUCUAAAGCUUUUGUGCAGUUGAAGUAUAGUAAGAAUGUAGUGAUUCACUGGAAGAGCUUGCAUUUAAAAACAAAAUGUAAUGGGUAGUAAUGGAUAAUAAAUAUAGAAUGCAGUUGGUCAAGAGUUUUCUAGAGAGGAUACCAAGAUUUAAUUACUGAAAAACAGUAACCAGCAGGAUUUUGAGAUAUAAUCUUUCCAAAUGUUGAUGCUUUCUUUCAAAUAGAAGUUCUAAACAUUUUUUAUUUUUCAUCUUCAGUUCUCCCAUAGGAAAUAAAGCAUGUACCAGGAUACUUAAAGUUUCAGCAGACUGUUCUUAAAAUGGUUAUUUUGAUAACUAGUUUUGGCUAGUUUUGUCUUAGAUGCAUUUUCAUAUAGGAAUAUGUGUGAAGGAGAGGAAUCAUGGAAAAUGUGUUUACUGCUUCAUCUGAUGUCUUACAUUCAGGCUUAAAGGAAUGAUAAUCACCCUGGAUACUUCUGUAGUUCAGACUGUGUUCAUUUGUUAAAAAAGAAAAAUAAAUAAAAAUAGGCAUUAUAGAUACAUAGGAAUUGGGGCCAAUUCUCUGAAAAUGAAGAUCUACUAUGAUACUGAAUCCAUUUUGUGGAUCCCAGUAUCACAUGACUGAUGGGAAACAUGUUAGUGUGACCUCUGUUGGUAUACGGUAAAAGUUUUCUCCAUUUGUAUACCUACUAUUUAUUUAUAUAUAUAUGUAUAUAUAUAUAUGU